Glycine soja is the source of this 807-nucleotide messenger RNA. Its product is annotated as serine/threonine-protein phosphatase 7 long form homolog. The transcript has 5 exons. Lineage: Eukaryota; Viridiplantae; Streptophyta; Magnoliopsida; Fabales; Fabaceae. The coding region runs from base 1 to 807 and encodes 268 amino acids. The record is from RefSeq and is a predicted model, not a curated record. Gene Ontology annotation, biological process: meristem maintenance; meristem development.
AUGGGAGGGUUAGGUGGCAAAGUUAGUUAUGAGGGUGAGGUUGGAGGGUUAGGUGGGAGUGUUAGAUUGGAAGGCUCUGACUUCAUUGCUUGCCCUCUCUGUUUUCUCUCACAAUUUGAUUUGACGCAACUGUGCAAAGUAUUGGGUGACAAGAGGCCUGAAACACAUACCUUUCACUUCCCAUGGGGAGAGUGCACCAUCACACUUGAAGAUGUUGCACUUCAUCUAGGCAUUAGAGUCGAUGGUCGUGUUGUGACUAGACCUAGCUUCUUACAUUGGGAUGAGUUAUGCCACGAGUUACUAGGGAAAGUCCCUCCCGAAAAUGCACGUAAAGGAGCUGCACUGAAGUUGACAUGGUUGCUAAGCAUGUUACGUGCAUCAUUGCCUGAAGAACCAAUAAUGCACCAACUACAAUGCAGAUGGAGUGGUGGUAGAUUAGAAUAUAGGGCCACACCUCAUGGUGACUUGGUCAGAUAUAGGUCUCGUAUAGAUCAUAUGGAGAGCCACGAGUUUUCUUGGGUCCCAUAUAAAGGAUUUGAAGAACACCUACCCAGAUGUGCAUAUAGAGACAUGGAGAUUUGGUUUGCAUGUAUUGCAAUUAUUUGUUUCUCGAUUGUUGAAUGGCAUCAAACAAACCGGGUGAAGCUACAGUUUGGACUACAACAAGAUAUCCCUGUUGAUCCCAUGAAUCUUGAUCUACUUCACAAAAUUUACAUGCGAGGCAAUCAUUACAUUGAUUGGAUAGAAUACCAUGCAGAGUGGAUUAAUAUCUGGAAAAACAAACGCAGUGAUGUUUUAGCUGGGUAA